CUGAAGUUCACCGACGCUGUGGAUAGGAGCUUUACCUUGCCCUGGCAUUUGGUCAAGAGUUGGAAGGGCAUGGAGACGUUGAUAAGACAAGCUUUCGUCAACAUCGAGCGCAUCGGACCGCAUGUUGCUAACGGUCACUACCAUUUGCUAGGCCCGAACGGCGAGAUCAUUUUGCCUCAAGUUUGGGAUGUCGUUGUGCAACCC
This is a messenger RNA of Aureobasidium namibiae CBS 147.97, 204 nucleotides long. RefSeq lists its product as uncharacterized. The annotation marks the transcript as partial. The transcript has a single exon. Lineage: Eukaryota; Fungi; Ascomycota; Dothideomycetes; Dothideales; Saccotheciaceae. The record is from RefSeq and is a predicted model, not a curated record.